AUGAACUUGAAACAACCUGCGCUGGGGAUCACGCCGACCCUACUUCCAUACCCGGGGGGUCGGCACUCCCCGGGGAUCCACCACUGGAGGGCGCCACAUGAUAGGAUCAGAAGGGUGCCCUCGCCCUCCACGGGCAGCUACUUCACGGGGCUCGAGGAUAGCUUCCUGAGCCGGGCUGAGGCCAUGGGAGUCGCGGACAAGGCGUUACCUUCUGCCGGACAUCAGAUGAUGACACCUGAUGGACUCUACAACCAGAUCUCAGAGUACACCGCUCACCCAGGAGCAGGGGCUCGUCACCAGAUGCCCAUGCACACCCACAACCAUCACCCACAUCAACACCCACAUUCUCACCACAGUUUCACACCUUCAGAGUCCAUGUUUGAUCAGCUAGCAGUGCCACCUAAAGGACCAGCUGGUAUGCCGUUCGGAUCUAUGGGCUCCAUGACUGAUCACCAUCCCAGUGUAAUGGCACCAGGCCCCCAACCACAUACACAACAUCACCAAAUGUACCCGCCUAUGUACAGCCACCAUCCUUCAUCUGUGGGUCAUUCAGGGUUUGUGCCACACCAGGGUACACUGCACCAGGGCGUCCUUGACUCCGACUGUGACCCCAAAGAACUAGAACUAUUUGCUGAAAGAUUCAAGCAGCGGCGGAUAAAACUGGGGGUAACGCAAGCUGACGUUGGGUCCGCCCUAGCAAACUUGAAAAUCGCUGGAGUCGGCUGUCUCAGUCAGAGCACCAUAUGCAGGUUUGAGUCUUUAACUCUGAGCCACAACAACAUGAUUGCCCUAAAACCAAUCCUCCACACGUGGCUUGAAGACGCAGAGAGGCAAGCGAUGGAGAGAAAGGCUGAAAUGGAAAACGGCUAUAACGGAGACAAAAAGCGGAAGCGAACAUCCAUUGCUGCACCAGAAAAGCGAUCCCUGGAGGCUUACUUCGCAGUCCAGCCGCGCCCGUCAGGCGAGAAGAUCGCCCAGAUUGCAGACAAGUUGGACUUGAAGAAAAACGUAGUUAGGGUGUGGUUUUGCAACCAACGACAAAAGCAGAAGAGGAUGAAGUUUUCAGCCAUAGCUGCCAGUUUGUCAAUGGGUCAUCACUGA
Candidula unifasciata is the source of this 1101-nucleotide messenger RNA. NCBI's taxonomy places the organism in Eukaryota, Metazoa, Mollusca, Gastropoda, Stylommatophora, Geomitridae. The record is from the annotation of a GenBank genome assembly.